AUGUUGAUUUUUUCUAGAUGCAAUUGGUGUCAGUUUGGUGGAGAUAAUAAGAGUGUGGUGAAUGAUGUGGGCGCAGUGAACGGGCACAGCGGCACCACGGCUUCCUCAGUGGCGGGGGGCGCGCGGGGAGCCGAGUCUCCUUCGCAGGCCAACCAGGACACCGUGGAUAACGCCACUCCCACCUGCUGGUGGGCGGCGUGGUCGGCCAUGGGGUGCUUCGGGUCGCCCGGCGCUAAGAGCGGCGAGGAUGAUGCCAAGUCGCAAAAGCGCCGUAGUGACGCCAUCACCCGCCAGCUGCAAAAAGACAAGCAGCUGUACCGCGCAACGCAUCGUCUGCUCCUACUUGGUGCCGGCGAGUCCGGUAAGUCGACGAUUGUCAAGCAGAUGCGCAUACUUCACGUGAACGGUUUCUCUGAUAAGGAACGACGCGAGAAGAUCGAGGAUAUCAAGAAGAAUAUCCGUGAUGCGAUACUUACAAUCACAGGCGCGAUGAGCACCCUGACACCACCCAUUCCGCUCGAAAAGCCGGAGAACAAGGCGCGCGUAGACUACAUUCAGGACGUAGCGUCGCAGCCCGACUUCGACUACCCGCCCGAGUUCUACGAGCACACGGAGGAGCUGUGGAAGGACCAGGGCGUGCAGCGCACGUACGAGCGCAGCAACGAGUACCAGCUAAUUGACUGCGCUAAGUACUUCCUAGACCAGGUGCACAUCAUCAAGCGCGCGGACUACACGCCCACGGAGCAGGACAUCCUGCGCUGCCGCGUGCUCACCUCUGGAAUAUUCGAGACGCAGUUCGUCGUCGACAAAGUCAAUUUCCAUAUGUUCGAUGUGGGCGGACAGCGUGAUGAAAGACGUAAAUGGAUACAGUGCUUCAACGACGUGACGGCCAUCAUCUUCGUGACCGCCUGCUCGUCCUACAACAUGGUGCUGCGCGAGGACCCCACUCAGAACCGCCUCCGGGAGUCGCUCGACCUGUUCAAGAGUAUAUGGAAUAAUAGAUGGCUCCGCACAAUAUCAGUGAUCCUGUUCCUGAACAAGCAGGAUCUGCUGGCGGAGAAGGUGUUGUUGGGGAAGUCCCGGCUGGAGGAGUACUUCUCUGAGUUCGCGCGCUACCAGACGCCGCCCGACGCGAGCCCCGACGCCCGCGACCACCCGGAGGUGGCUCGAGCCAAGUACUUCAUACGGGACGAGUUCUUGCGUAUAAGCACGGCGAGCGGCGACGGCAAGCACUACUGCUACCCGCACUUCACCGCAUGCACCUGCGCCAGUACGAGCUGCUCUAACGCCGCCACGAAACCAACAGAGAAGAGCAAUCUGCGUCGACACUGGCCCGACAGCCGACACCCGCUCGCCGCGCGACCUCCAACGCCAUCACUCUCACUACGAUUUGUCUUU
Messenger RNA from Brenthis ino (lesser marbled fritillary), 1398 nucleotides. The record is from the annotation of a GenBank genome assembly. NCBI's taxonomy places the organism in Eukaryota, Metazoa, Arthropoda, Insecta, Lepidoptera, Nymphalidae.